Meloidogyne enterolobii is the source of this 824-nucleotide messenger RNA. Lineage: Eukaryota; Metazoa; Nematoda; Chromadorea; Rhabditida; Meloidogynidae. The record is from the annotation of a GenBank genome assembly.
CUUCCGCUGCUAGGGAGAAACAUGGAAUUUAUUUGGAUAAGGAGAAUUAUGAUGAAAUGAUUGGAACAAUAAGUCAGAAUAAGGCAAAGGUGGUGGAAUUGGAGACGCAACUUGAGGAAAAGGAUCGCCAAGUUCAAAUUUUGGUUGGAGAUUUUGCUGUCAUGGAUCAACAUUACAAGUCAAUUUAUGACAAAUUUCGAACUGCAUUGACUAAAUUGGAAGGCAGAAAGGAAGAAAUUGAAGAAUUAAGCCUGGAAAUCGCUCAAAUGGAGGAUAAUUACAACGCUGCUUCACAGGCUCUUUCAGUUUCUUAUGAUUCCUCUGUUUUUAAGUUGCAAAUUUAUGGUAAUGGACUGUAUGACCGAAACGGAUUGCUUUUUAGCAAGAUCGAUGAAGUGUUUACCCAAGAUUUCCGUGAUCGCGUAAAUCAAGAAUUGGAUUCUUUUAAAAAUGUUGCGACUGAACAUAAAAAUGAAUUCGGAAAGGCUAUUCACAGCACAUUGUCAACAAUCAUUAAACAGGUUAAUGAUGGUGCGUCAUAUUCAUCAGAUAUGUCACAAUUAUUUGACAACACUACACAAAAGAUGGAGAAUUUUGUUGAAAAGGAAUUUGUUCAAAUUCAGUCUUCAGGAAAAACUCCAAAACGCAAGCUUUUAGGUUCUGAAUUGAAUGAAAAUCUUGUUUACAUCCCUCCGCCUAAAAAACUUUUUGAAGAGCAGAAGGGUUUGAUUACUCCCAAAAAGAAUGUCAACUAUAAACGGCGUGACUCAUUUUUGGAUUCCUCAUUUGUCUCAUCACUUGUUUCGUCCGAUACAUUAAAGUAA